GCAUAAUUGACAAUCGUUUUCCUUCUCGUGGGAGGGGCUUGUCUGAAGUUUAAAAUCAUUGGUCUAAACGUAAGCCAAUCACACAUAACAUUUGGAUAUGAUGUGCUUUAUGCGCUGGAUCAGCCGCAUCGAAUCUCUGCUGUAAAAUACACGUAUGAUGUGAAAACAAACCCAUCGAGCGAAAUACCAGAGUUAACAUGGCUAUGAACGACUUUUGCAGAUUAUGUAAAGUAAUGGCGCUUUUCCAUUGCAUAGUACCCCACGGUUUAGUUUAGUUUGGGUCGGGUCAGCUCACCUCACUUUGGCUUGGUUUGCUUUUCCAUUGAGUUUUUUUGUGUCGCUUCCGAGUGGGAGGUGUUUAGAUUUGUCGUGUAUAUGCGCCGCCCUAUAUUGCCGUGACAUCAUCGUAAACGCGACUCAUACAAACACAAACAAAGCGCGCCUCAUACAAACGACGAGCAAUGGAGCAUAUCGAAGGAAUGUUUUUCUUUAUUCUCGGCAUGUGGAUGUUUUUUACUUCAACACAACGAGGUUUGUUUCAAAGGAGGCUGAUGGCAGCAAAAGAAAAUACAGCCAAGAAGUACAAGAAAGUUUUUGAACUUAUACAAAAAAACGCACAGUACAACAGAAGGUGUGCUCAACGGCGCGCAAAGAUCUCUGAUUUUUUGCAAAGACGACGCCUCAGGCCAUCUGUUUGGGCAUUUGACCGAGCUUCUGAGUGGUGGGAUGUGAUUGUUCCAGGGUUCACAAACAGUCAGUGGCUGGAGAAUUUCAGAAUGUCUGAAGAAACGUUUGUCUACUUGUGCAACAAACUGCGUCCAGCGAUAAGUAGAAAUGACACAAACUUCCGCGUGUGUGUAUCUCCAAGGAAGAGAAUAGCCAUCGCACUGUGGAAGCUGGCAACGGGCUCCGAGUACAGAAGUGUUGGACAUCUUUUUGGAGUAAGCAUAACAACAGUUUGUCGAUGUGUUCAAGAGUUCUGUGCUGCAGCAGAGGCAUUGUUGGUACCAGAACAAAUUCGUCUACCAGACCAGGAAAAGUUUAAAGAAAUGGCUGCUUACAUUGAGAACAGAUGGGGUCUCCCACAGUGUAUUGGUGCUAUAGAUGGAUCACACAUACCUAUCAUAGCACCAGAAGACACUCCAUUAUCCUUCAAGGUCUUGUGGAUGGUAAAGGACUUUUCUGGAAUGUUUUCACUGGACUGCCUGGAAGCAUGCAUGAUGCUCGGGUUUUGA
This is a messenger RNA of Misgurnus anguillicaudatus (oriental weatherfish), 1235 nucleotides long. RefSeq lists its product as uncharacterized. The record is from RefSeq and is a predicted model, not a curated record. Lineage: Eukaryota; Metazoa; Chordata; Actinopteri; Cypriniformes; Cobitidae.